Jatropha curcas is the source of this 965-nucleotide messenger RNA. RefSeq lists its product as uncharacterized. Lineage: Eukaryota; Viridiplantae; Streptophyta; Magnoliopsida; Malpighiales; Euphorbiaceae. The record is from RefSeq and is a predicted model, not a curated record.
UAAAAUAAGGAAACCUCAGUAGCCUUUACCUAGUGGGCAGUGGCUGCUGCUUCUCAGUUCUCAGUUCUAUCUCCCUAGUCUCUACCAUCUCUCAACUCACUUGCUACUUUUUUCAAUUCUUUACAGUUUACAAACACCUCUCUCUCUCUCUCUUUAUCUUCCUCUGCAAAUUUAUUGUUGUGCCAGUUACAAUUUCAUGCUGCCCUUUUUGUACUUCCUUCUUAAUCUACAGAAUUUUCAUCUUCCUCUCCUCACUCACACACGCACUCUUAUUAUAGCCAUCUCCGGGUUUUUACUGCAGAAAAUUUGAAAUGCUUUGGCUUUUGUUUCUUUUCAAGUUUCCCCAAUAGCUAAAAGUACUCAUCUAAACCUCAUCUUGUUGCUUUCUACUCUGUAUUCUUCUUUAUCAAGGCUAAAAUGUCAAUGCCACUAAGCCAGCAACCACCGGCAGUGACUGUAGGACAGGAACCCUUCCACACUCUCUCAACCCACACCACAAUUGGCCCUGUUAUUGCAGUACUUAUAGUUAUAAUGAUUUUAGGCAUAGUUGCAGUUAUGAUUGGGAGGAUUUGCUCAGGAAGGAGAAUCUUGGGUUAUGGACAGUAUGAUAUAGAGAGUUGGGCAGAGACAAAAUGCUCUUCUUGCAUUGAUGGAAGGAUAAGCCCUUCACUCCCGAGGCCGCCUAAUGUGUUUGCAACCUCUGCUCCAUCAUCAUCAAUGCCUGCCCAAACCAAUCAAGAAGAAACCAAGCAGGACGACCAAUCUCCUCACCACCCACCUGAAAAUCUUGAUUCUUGAACAUGGGUCCGCUUUUUUUAUUUAUUUUUGGGAUUUAUUGGCCCUCUUUUACUUCCAUAGUUGCUCACCAUUCUUGUGGAACCAGUGUUGCUUGCUAGUGUAUUGGGCCACUGUUGCCGACGUGAAUUUUUAGAUGCAAGUUCUAAUGGGUGUUUUUCAGGUGAUAA